Messenger RNA from Lampris incognitus (smalleye Pacific opah), 2289 nucleotides. It is a transcript of the gene mettl13, whose product is annotated as methyltransferase 13, eEF1A lysine and N-terminal methyltransferase. Lineage: Eukaryota; Metazoa; Chordata; Actinopteri; Lampriformes; Lampridae. The record is from RefSeq and is a predicted model, not a curated record. The transcript has 9 exons. The coding region runs from base 12 to 2099 and encodes 695 amino acids.
AGCAUUUAAAAAUGAGUCUUUUACCUCGCACUACCGAGGAGUUCAGCUCUGCAGAGUACUGGGAGCGGUUUUUCAAGAAGCGCGGAGAGAAAGCUUUUGAGUGGUAUGGAGACUACAACAAACUUUGCGGUGUCUUGCAUAAAUACAUUAAACUACAGGAUAAGGUCCUGGUGAUAGGUUGUGGUAAUUCUGAGCUGAGUGAACAGAUGUAUGAUGUUGGUUACAAAUAUCUGACCAACAUUGACAUCAGCAAUACAGUUGUGACUCAUAUGAGCCAGAGAAAUGCUGCGCGGCGCCCAGAACUGACCUUCCAGCAAGUGGAUGCCACUCAGACGCCCUAUGAGGAUGCCAGCUACCAGGCUACUUUAGACAAGGGUACCCUGGAUGCCAUGGCAUCUGAAGAGGAAGGGGCACUGGCUAGGAAGAUGCUUACUGAGGUGAGCCGCCUGUUAAAUGUGGGGGGGCGGUACGUCUGUGUGACUUUGGCCCAGGAGAGUGUGAUUAGGCUCGCUGUGGAACACUUUGUUCAGAUGGGGUGGGCAGUGAGGCUCCACUGUCUCCACGACACUGAAAGUGAAGAGGACUCCUUUGCAUUGCCUGUCUUUGUUUUGAUUUGUACCAAGUUUCGCCAACCAUUGCCCAUGCCUAUUUUAGAGAUGUGCCUAGGUGAAGCUGGCACCCCUACUCGUCUCACACAGGUGGCUGAGCUUUUAUCAGCAGUGAGAGAGCACCAGGCAUACUCUGUUUUGAGAAAGAAGCUCCGAACCAGCACGGAUGUCGCCGCUAACCUCUCACUUACCCUGUGUCAUGCUAAGACUGGCCUUCCCAGAUAUACUCUCACAGUCCAGGAUUGCUCUGCUGGUGCCAAAGUGCCCAGGGCAAACCAUUUUGGAAUUUUUAUUGUGCCCCAAGGAAGAGAGACUGAUUGGCUGUACGGCUCCAGUGAGGGGCAGAAACAACUGAUGGCCAGUGCUAACUUCAGACGUCUGGUUAUCGUGACAAUGCACCGGAACCAGGAGUACACAGACAUGCAGGCUGUCCAGUCAGAGCUUUCACUGAUGGUGAUGGACCUUGCUCCCCCUGGUAUGCCAGCUAACCAGCAGGUGCCCUUUCUAUCAGUGGGUGGUGAGCUGGGCUGGAGAGAAGUGGUCAGCAAGGGUGUGAGUGAGCUGAGUGGGGAGUACUCUGUGGAGGAUGUGAGAGGAGAAGACGGACAGCUCUAUCGCAGACUGGUGUUCCUGUCUAACUCUGGCCUUAUCCAAUCAGAGUGCCGCCUUGUCUCCUUAAAUAAUGCAUCAAUUCAUAAGAAGAAGAACAAAAAGAAGAUAAAACAGACGGCUCCUCCAAAAACAUCCUCUACCUCCCUCUCUGUGGACAGUGGCUUCCUCUGCUGCACUCACCAUGAAGUGAUGGUGGCUGGCCUUACCAUGCUUGGAGUGGGCACACCACAGAACAAAGAUGUCCCAGUCUCAGUGCUCCUGGUGGGACUUGGUGGAGGAGGGCUUCCACAGUUCCUGCGGGACUUUGUGCCUGGUGUGAGGGUUGAGGUGGUAGAAUUAGACCCUUCUGUGCUGGAAGUGGCGAAGGAGUGGUUUGGAUUCCGACCUGAUGAACGUUUAACCGUUAUAAUUGGGGAUGGCCUCAAACACAUCAGUACCCUGGAGAAUGAAGGCGGUUGUUUGUUUGAUGUCAUCAUGUUUGAUGUGGAUAGUAAAGACAACACUGUGGGUAUGAGCUGCCCUCCUUCUGGCUUUGUAGAAACCGCCUUCCUGGAGAAAAUCCGCUGCUUGCUUACUCCAAAAGGUGUAUUCAUGCUGAACCUUGUGUGUCGUGACUCGGCCUUGAGAAAAAGUGUGCUGGAGCGAGUGCGUGGUGUAUUUCCUUGCGUGUUCUCCCGUCGGAUAGAGGGGGAGGUCAACGAGGUGCUUCUGUGCUGUCAUGAGGGAGAAGAAAGUGGGGAUAGCACCGGUGCUCUCCCUCCAUCUCUAAUCCAUGCAGCCAAGAGUCUGCAGACUGCACUAUGCACUAACAAUGCUGGAAGAAACUUCAAUCCACAUAUAGACAUUGCCGACCUGAUGAAAGACCUGAAAGUUAUAUGAGGUUGUCUGUGAUCAAGAAGAGUAAAAUAUAAUCUUUGCAGUGGUGAGCUGGAGGAAUGCAGAAACUAUGGAUGUUGAUGACUAUUGCUAUACAAUCAAAAGUAAAGAACUUUUAUCUUUAUAUUAUAUUAUAUGUGUGAUUCGUUUCCAGAUGCAACCUUUGCCCUUUUGGCUGUUUUUAGCUACUCUA